This is a messenger RNA of Capronia coronata CBS 617.96, 1188 nucleotides long. Its product is annotated as thymidylate synthase. The coding region runs from base 1 to 1188 and encodes 395 amino acids. Gene Ontology annotation, biological process: dTMP biosynthetic process. The record is from RefSeq and is a predicted model, not a curated record. NCBI's taxonomy places the organism in Eukaryota, Fungi, Ascomycota, Eurotiomycetes, Chaetothyriales, Herpotrichiellaceae. Gene Ontology annotation, cellular component: mitochondrion; cytosol. The transcript has a single exon. Gene Ontology annotation, molecular function: thymidylate synthase activity.
AUGGCACCCUCUGCAGUCGAUGUCCCCAGCGUCUCCCCUCCCGGCAAUUCUAUGAACUUUCUGAAAGAAAAUGCCAAAGCGCAACAAGAUACAAGAUCAUCGAUGAACGGCUCUUCAACCCUGCCAAAAGCAUCCGCAACAGAACAACAACCAGCCGCAGCCAACAUUACGCCUCGCCACGAAGAAUAUCAAUACCUCGACCUGAUCCAAGACAUUCUGCAGCGCGGCGAACAUCGCCCUGACCGGACCGGCACCGGGACAUUAUCACUCUUCGCCCCGCCACAACUACGAUUCAGUCUCUCCAAGCCGGAUCCCAGGAAUCCAGCCGAACGCAUUCCCAUCCUCCCUCUCCUGACGACGAAACGAGUAUUUUUGCGCGCCGUGACGACAGAACUGCUAUGGUUCGUGUCCGGAUGCACGACGUCCAAGCCGCUCUCUGAGGCAGGGAUUCACAUCUGGGACGGCAACGGCUCGCGCGAGUUCCUGGACAAUCUGGGCUUCACUGAACGCGAAGAAGGAGACCUCGGGCCAGUCUAUGGGUUUCAGUGGCGCCAUUUCGGGGCCGAAUACAAGGACUGCCAUGCAAACUAUGAUGGCAAAGGCGUGGACCAGAUCAAAGAAAUCGUGCGGAAGUUGAAACAUAGCCCUUACGAUCGACGUAUCAUCCUGAGCGCGUGGAACGUUGCCGAUCUGUCGAAGAUGGCCUUGCCCCCUUGUCACAUGUUUGCGCAGUUCUAUGUCAGCUUUCCCGAUGCUCCGAGGGGAGAAGCUGCCCUGCAACAACAGCAGCAGCAGCAGCAAGCCAAUAACGGCUCCGAAAAGAGUCAAAGCGAACAGUCGGCAAAGUCAAAAGGUCAUUUGUCGUGUGUGCUGUAUCAACGAUCCUGUGAUAUGGGACUAGGUGUCCCCUUCAAUAUCGCGUCCUAUGCGCUGUUGACGCAUAUGUUGGCCCACGCCUGCGACCUCGUCCCGGGCGAGUUGAUCCAUACCAUGGGCGACGCGCAUGUCUAUCUCGAUCACAUUGAUGCUCUGAAAGAGCAACUGCUUCGAGAGCCACGAGAGUUUCCCACGUUAAAUAUCAAGCGCGACGACAGAGGGAGUGGUGAGAUGGAUGGUUGGAAGCUCGAAGAAUUGGAAGUCGUGGGGUAUAAACCGCAUGGCGGGAUCAAGAUGAAGAUGAGUGUAUGA